Messenger RNA from Cavenderia fasciculata, 1713 nucleotides. RefSeq names its product G-protein-coupled receptor family protein (gene fslE). Lineage: Eukaryota; Evosea; Eumycetozoa; Acytosteliales; Cavenderiaceae. The record is from RefSeq and is a predicted model, not a curated record. Bases 1 to 1713 code for a protein of 570 amino acids. The transcript has 7 exons.
AUGGUUCAUCUUUUUACAUUUUAUUCAUAUCUUUUUCUUAUCUUUUGUUUCUACAUUUCAAUUACAAUUGCACAACAACCUGUUUUAAAGGUUGAUCCUACAGCUACAUGUACUCCCUAUAUAGGUGACCCACCAAAUAAACCAGUUUGCAAUGAUAGAUUAAUUAAUCCUGGUUCAAUUUAUUCAAAUCAAACAAACACACAAGCAAAUAAGAUUCAAGAAGUAUCAGAGAUUAACUUUUUACUUGGUGCUAUUUCAUGUGGAACUAAUCAAGUUCAAAAUGCUCUAUGUACAAAGUAUUUGGGAGAAUGUUAUGAACCAGUAAAUCAAACAUUGUCACAAAACAUUGCAUUAGAGUCUCAGUUGUGUAAAAGUGCUUGUUUGACAAUCACUGCAUCAUGUAAUAACCCAAUGGUUGCCGAUUUGGUAGAUUGUAAUGAUGCAAGUGUGUUCCCCGAAGCAUACUCUAUCUAUGAUUUAUCGCCUUUUGGAGGUGAUCCCAGCUACCAAGUUCCAUGUACCAAUUCUUUAUUAAUCGCCGGACCAAAUCAAACACAAGAGUAUUGCCCAUUCCCACUCUUUUAUGUUAAUCGUUCUGAUCCUCAAUAUGACAAAGAUAAUGGAUAUACAUUUGUAGGUAGCACCUCAUGUCUUGUUCCAUGUCCAGUCCCUAUUUAUACUAAUAGCACAUGGGAAGGACUUUACAAAAUGUCAUCUGUCAUGUCAUCUGUUUCAUUUGUUUGCAUUUCUUUUAAUAUAUUUACAUUUGGUAUUCUUGCAAGAGACCAUAACAAGUUUACGAUAUCCCUUUUAUGUUUCUCCAUUGCCAUUCUUUUAAUGAACUUUGUUGAUAUCAUCUACGCAGCAAAAGGUCACAUUAACCUAUUUUGCCCCAAUCCUGGAAGGUAUGCUCAGCAAGAUGAUAUUGGGUGUUCAUUUACGGGGUCCCUGUUCCAUUUGGGUGUAGUUGGUUCUAUAUUAUAUUGGGUGACAAUGUCGAUGCAAUUGUGGACAUCAAUCAAGAGAAUCGAUAUCAAAAUCCUUCAACCAAAGUAUUCAAUCAUUGCAGUCUCUAUCAUUCAAAUUAUCCUACUAGUCAUUCCAUUAUCACUCAAGGCAGUAAAGGCCGGAGGAGGUGCUGUGAGUUGUUGGGUCUCUGGAAAAUGGAUACAAAAUGGCGUAUAUUGGUUCCCAGUCUCUGUUGCAUUGGCUGUUGGUAUAUUCUUUGUUUUCUUGGUUAUAAAAGAAAUUUAUGUUAUUGUUAGAAAUAUUCAUCAUGAUAAAAGAUUUAUUAGAUUACAAAUUAAACCAUUCUUGUGUGUUGUAAAUGAUGACGAAUAUAAUGCCAAUGCAGUUCAUUAUUUAGAAUGUUUAUUACAGGGAGGAGACCCAAAUGAAUGUACAGUCGAUGGUCCACCAUAUUUUAGAUUCUUUUUCUUUUACUUUUUACUUAGAAUGUUUGGUAUUUUCGUAUUCCUUCUCUAUGGUCUCACAUCAAAGUCAAAACAAAUUUGGCUUGAAUCAUUUAUCUGUCAAUACCCACCAAUCAAAUCAAGAUUACAACGCAUGGGUGUCUUCCAUUCAAGUUCUGGCUAUACUACCGAUGGUGGCAAAAAACCUCCUAGUCACACAACUUAUGACCAAUCCCGAGGCAACACCGCUGCUUCAAGUGAUGUUGACUCUAUAGAAUUAAAUUCUUUCCAAAGUCCUUAA